AUGGGUUUAAUCGACAUAACUAACAUAAAAACUGAUGCUUAUGCGCCGAGCCUCCCACUUUUCGCAGCCAGGACAGGCGCAUAUUCACAUCCGCUGUCGAUGGGUGCCAUGAUGGGUGCAGGUACCCAUGUGGAGGCCGGAGCGGGUGCUGCGUUUUCCCCGCCGACCACAUUAUCGCCGACCCUCCCACCUUUCUCAGCCAGGACAGGCGCAUAUUCACAUCCGCUGUCGAUGGGUGCCAUGAUGGGUGCAGGUACCCAUGUGGAGGCCGGAGCGGGUGCUGCGUUUUCCCCGCCGACCACAUUAUGUAAGUACAAUCAUAAAGAUACCUUUUGA
Molecule: messenger RNA, 336 nt
Organism: Nilaparvata lugens (brown planthopper)
Lineage: Eukaryota; Metazoa; Arthropoda; Insecta; Hemiptera; Delphacidae
Exons: 3
Coding region: 1-336 (111 amino acids)
Source: RefSeq, a predicted model, not a curated record